Mollisia scopiformis is the source of this 1406-nucleotide messenger RNA. Its product is annotated as MFS monocarboxylate transporter. Lineage: Eukaryota; Fungi; Ascomycota; Leotiomycetes; Helotiales; Mollisiaceae. Gene Ontology annotation, molecular function: transmembrane transporter activity. The record is from RefSeq and is a predicted model, not a curated record. The transcript is spliced from 4 exons. Gene Ontology annotation, cellular component: fungal-type vacuole membrane. Gene Ontology annotation, biological process: transmembrane transport. Bases 63 to 1406 code for a protein of 447 amino acids.
CUUCCUUUCUGACACAACACACUCUUCGGACAAAUUUUAUUCGAGAAAACGGUAUACAAUUGAUGGAGUCUCAAAAUGAUAUCGUUCUAAACGACGUGUCCAACUUCUUGGGCAACAACCAAGAUGGAGACGACCAAACACUAGGCGAAGAUCUCACUGGUCUCAAUGAAUUCUCACUGCCACAAGCCGACGGAGGGAAAGAUGCAUGGCUCUUUCUGGCGGCUGGUUUCAUGGCUGAGUUCAUGGUCUGGGGCCUUCCAUUCUCGUUUGGUGUAUUUCAAGAAUAUUACACUACUCAUGAGCCAUUCUCAUCUCAAAGCUCUGGCAUAGCUGUCAUUGGAACAACCGCUACUGGAGUAAUGUAUAUGAUCGGUCUCAUCAUCUUCCCAGCAUACAAACAAUGGCCUCACCUAGCCAGCAUCUCAAAAUGGGCCGGCAUUCCCCUCAUGGCCGCUGGUCUAAUAGGCGCCUCCUUCGCUCAAAGUGUUAACCACCUGAUUGUCACUCAAGGCGUCUUGUACGCCUUAGGAGGCUGUAUAAUCUAUUACCCAAUCUUGAUGUACAUCGACGAAUGGUUUGUCCAACGCAAAGGCCUAGCAUAUGGCAUCAUGUGGGCCGGAACAGGAUUUGGAGGCCUCACCAUCCCGUUCAUUCUGAAUGCGCUACUCUCCAAGUACGGAUUCCGCACGACUCUUCGAAUCUGGGCCCUUGCCCUCCUCGUGCUGGCUCUUCCCCUCGUCCACUUUCUCCGUCCUCGACUCCCAAUCUCCCCAUCCUCCCAGUCACCCCGCUACGGCCUGUCAUUCCUCAAGUCCUCCUCUUUCUGGCUCUUACAGCUUGGCCUAGUAAUCGAAUCCCUAGGCUACUUCAUCCCCUCAAUCUACCUCCCCCUCUUCGCCCGCUCCCUCGGCCUCUCACCAAGCAUCGGCACCCUCCUCAUUGCCCUCCUAAACGCAGCCGGAGUCGUAGCAACCAUCCUAUUCGGCAUGCUCGUCGACCGUUUCCACGUCACGACUGUAAUCCUCCUCUCCAGUCUCGGAACAACCAUUUCUGUGUUUCUUCUCUGGGGCCUCUCCACUGCUUUACCAUUGCUUGUCGUAUUUAGCAUCGUGUACGGCUUCUUUGCUGGUGGAUUUGUGAGUACGAAUGCGGGGGUCAUUAAGUUGGUCAAGCAGGGAGAUGGGAGUGCGGACGUGGGGAUUCUGUUGGGGAUUAUUAGUGCAGCGAGAGGGGUGGGCGCUAUUGCUUCGGGACCAUUGAGUGAUGCUGUUUUGAGAGGAAGGCCGUGGGCGGGUGAGGCAGGUGGCGCGUAUGGAAGUGGUUAUGGUGGUCUGAUUGUGUUUACCGGAGUCAGUGCUGCUGUUGGUGGUGUGGGAUUUCUGGGUAGGAGAUUGGGGUGGGUGUAG